CCCCAGCGUACCAGCACUCUACGAUGUCGACAACAGAGAGCACCACUGCUACUAUUCUGUCUACCGCGUUGGCUUCGUCCGCACAUAUCAGCGACGAUGCGCCCUCCAGCGUCGUAUUUGAUCCCGCCAUACACCUCGCCUACACGCCCCCUUCUUCGAAGCUCACCAUGGCCGACAUCGGCCUUCCCGCCGACGCCGGCAUCUCUCCCGUCGCGGUGACGCAGCCUUUCCCCCUCAUGUCACUCGCGGGCGUACGCGAGCUGCGCAGGGACAUCCUCUCGAAAGACGUCAUCGACAAGUACACCGUCUCGAGCUACAUCGCGCCGUGCCAGAGCCGCGAGUUCCCGAGGGAGGCCGCGCCAUUUGUGCACCAGGUGUGGACGCACCCCGAAGUGCUACGGAUCGUGAGCGACGCCGCGGGAGUCGAGCUGGUGCCAAUCAUGGACCUGGAGCUCGGGCACACGAACCAUCAGGUCGGGCUCGCGGGCAAGCACGGCAUCCGAGCACUCAGCGGGCCAGACCCGAAACCCGCGAUGCCGGCAGCCAACGCAGAGGAGCUGAAAGCCCUUGCCGACGCUGAUCUCGGCCUCUCCGACGGGAACGUCGUGAACUGGCACCAUGACAGUUACCCGUUUGUCUGCGUGCUUAUGCUCUCAGACGUGUCGAACAUGAUCGGCGGGGAGACGGCGCUGCAGCGAGGUGACGGCGGCGUGACGAAAGUGCGAGGGCCGAGCGUCGGGAGCGCCGUGGUCCUGCAGGGCCGCCACGUGAAGCACGUCGCGCUCCGAUCGUACAACGCCCCGGAGCGGAUCACGAUGGUCACGUCCUUCCGGGCCAAAGACUCGCUGAUCAGAGACGCAUCUGUCCUCACCACCAUUCACCCCAUCACGAAACCGAACCGCAUCAACUACCAAUGGACGCUCUACCGCACGCAGCUCCUCGCCUCGCGCUUCGCCGCUCUCGCGGCAGACCUCGAGCGGCGGCACGCAGCGCUCCCCGCCGAUGACGAUGCAGACGGCCGUGGGGGCUCCGCGAUCGUCGACCCGGAUGCUAUAGACCGGUUCGUGCAGGAGCAGAUCGACUACCUUGAGAGGACGCGGUCCGAGCUCGCUCGCCCGGUUGCCGGCGCCGUCUAAGGAUGCGCACCUGCUAUAGUGCUAUGCAGUCUACACCAUGAUCACAUAACAAGGCUCUCUUCGUAAAUGCGUCGCAACUCAAUACAUAUCGGAGCGGUCUGGAUGACUCGACUCAG
Molecule: messenger RNA, 1252 nt
Organism: Heterobasidion irregulare TC 32-1
Lineage: Eukaryota; Fungi; Basidiomycota; Agaricomycetes; Russulales; Bondarzewiaceae
Exons: 7
Coding region: 24-1136 (370 amino acids)
Source: RefSeq, a predicted model, not a curated record